AUGCCACUUCUCGUGGAUCUUCAAGAGAUUUCUGUUUCAGACCAUGUUGAUUAUGAGGUCAUUUUGGUGAACCGGUUGAUUGAUCCUGAACUGCAAGAGCUAGAGAGGAGAGCAUCCGCUUUGUCUUUGGAAUGUCCAGAAUUUUCUUGUGGUCAGGUGUCAAGUGAUUUGACUCAGAAGAUUGCAGAUAUGGUUGUGGAGCAGAUGGGUGGCCCGGUUGAGAAUGCGGAUGUAGCAUUGAGAAGGUGGAUGCAUAAAAGCUAUGAACUAAGGAAUUCUUUGAAUACUACUGUUAUUCCACUUGGACGAGUUAGAUUUGGUCUUGCACGUCACAGGGCUUUGCUUUUCAAGGUGCUUGCUGAUAAGAUUGAUCUCCCGUGUAUGCUGGUAAAAGGCAGCUAUUACACUGGAACUGAUGAUGGGGCCGUGAACUUGAUUAAAAUAGACGACAAAAGUGAAUACAUUAUUGAUUUAAUGGGUGCUCCGGGGGCUCUGAUCCCUUCGGAGGUUCCAAGUAGUUUUCUUCCAGUUUCUUGCACUGAUACGAGAGUAUUUCCUGAUGAUCUGGACACGUUGCAACAUUCUUGCCCUGUACCUGAUAAAGAAAUUGAACCGCCGGCAUUUUCAGUUUUGGGGGAAACAGAUUCCAGAUCUUCUGGCAUUGUGGCAAACCUGUUCUCUGGAAACCAUGAAGAAAACAGAGAAAGAUGUGCAGCCGUUGAAAAACAUCAAACGGAGAGGUUUGAGCAUGACUUUGGAAAGCUAAUGCAAUCACAACAGAUAUCUGGUGAAAACUUGCCGCCGUUUUCUGUGAAACCAACAUGUGCACAGAAAGUAAAAGUCAAGAAUGUCUCAAAGUAUGUCAUAAGUGCAGCAAAGAACCCUGAAUUUGCGCAGAAAUUACAUGCGGUCUUGUUAGAAAGUGGUGCAUCACCUCCCCCAGAUUUGUUUAUGGAUGUCAAUCCACAAAACUUGAGGGAGAAGAGUUUGCUUCAGGAAUUCUGGCAAGAAAGUAGCAAUUCUAUGAAUUCUGCUUUUCCACGUAACCCAGAGAAGGUCGGAGACCAGUUAGCUGAAAAAGUGAGAGAUUCUGAAAGGAACCCCACAGCACUGCAAUUGUCAGCUGUUUGUACUUCAGUGAUGAAAAACUUUGAUGUGGAUAAGGAAACGAUGGAGAUCGACACUGCUGAUGGGGAGCCUUCUGUUUGUGAUAGUCAUGACCAAGGAAUUAAUCCAUUUCUCGGCGAGGCUGCAAAAUGGGAAAUUAUGUGGGAAGAUCUUCAGAUCGGCGAGCGGAUUGGUAUUGGUUCAUAUGGAGAAGUUUACCGUGCAGAUUGGAAUGGAACUGAAGUGGCUGUUAAGAAGUUUCUGGACCAAGAUUUCUCUGGUGAUGCAUUGACACAGUUCAGAUCUGAAAUUGAAAUAAUGUUGAGGUUGCGGCAUCCAAACGUUGUUCUUUUCAUGGGAGCAGUUACACGGCCGCCAAAUUUUUCCAUUCUGACAGAGUAUCUACCCAGGGGGAGUUUGUAUAGAUUACUCCACCGACCAAAUCAUCAGCUUGAUGAGAAGAGACGAAUGCGGAUGGCACUUGAUGUGGGAACCGCAUUUACGGCCAUCGUUUACGCAACUGAUGCGAAGUCUGAAGCGGCUACAGGGUCUAAACAUAAGCAAGAGAGGAAACACAAGUGA
Molecule: messenger RNA, 1689 nt
Organism: Eruca vesicaria subsp. sativa (arugula)
Lineage: Eukaryota; Viridiplantae; Streptophyta; Magnoliopsida; Brassicales; Brassicaceae
Source: the annotation of a GenBank genome assembly